GUCCAUUGAGCGCUUCCGGAGGGGGUGGAUAAUCCCAAUCCAAGGUAUUGCCUUCAAUUUGCCUCAAGGGACCCGCUUCACAGAAUCAAAUGCAAGUUGAAAACAAAAUCUUUUAAUUCAUUGUAGAUUUGCACUACAGUCGAGAUGUUAUUUUGUGUCUUUCGUUUUCUUUAUUUUGUAAAAUAGCAAAACGUCAGAGCAACCUGUAGUCAACAAUGUGACAGCUGUUGUUGCGAACGUGACGUUUUUGGAGAGGAACUAUAAAGUGGAUCCGUUUUGGCUUCAAUGGCGACCUUCUAUUUAGCUCUAACUUUAAUCGCGGCGGCGUUCUGGAGCGUCGAAGGCGAGCCCCGAAGUCUGCCUUCUCUCGCCUCGCCCCCGAACGCGACGUCGGCCGCCGCGGCAUCCGUUAACCUCCUCCAACAUGAUGACGGCGGCGGCGACAACGGCACCCGAGCGGCCGUCGGAUCCCCGACUUCUUCCCUCAUGACGCAUCUACCCACGCUCAAAGUCAUCGUCAUUUGCACCUGCGUGUUGACCGGGGCUCUCAUCACCUGCCUGCUCUUCAAAGUGGUCAGAUCUGGGAGGAGAAUCAGGAAAACCCGCAAGUAUGACAUCAUCACGACCCCCGCAGAGCGAGUGGAGAUGGCUCCCCUCAACGACGAAAACGACGACGAGGACGACUCGACUCUGUUUGACGUCAGUUACAGGUGAAUUGGCCACCGAGCAAAAUGUGACCACCUUCUCCUUUUGGAUGGACCCGUGCAGCGCCUCGUCUUUGGUCUUUUGUUAACGCCUCUUGUUGAAUGGUCUCGCACGAAUGGAAAUGUUGUUGUUCAUCUGCAUUUUUCACACUGGCUUAGUCAUAUCUGAUCUGGACCUGCGAGCCACAUUGUGCACAUUUGUAAAUUUGGACUUGACUUCCAUAGCAAAUACGUCCACAGUACUAACUUUAGUGCACUCUUAUUAAAAGAUGAGCCUCUAUAUUAUUAUUUUUUUUUUUAUCUGUGAACUAAUUUGCUGCUAUCUCGGUUCUAGAGUAUCUGAAGAAUAAUAUGCUAUAUUUGUGUCUUACCAUUUAUAUAUUUUUUGUUGUUACGACCAAAUCAAGACUGAGUGUCUUCUCUUUGUAUUUUGAAUUCAAACAUUAGCAAUUAUUUUUGCUCAUAGAAUGACGUGAUUUUUGACAUAUGAAGGCAAAA
Molecule: messenger RNA, 1202 nt
Organism: Syngnathus acus (greater pipefish)
Lineage: Eukaryota; Metazoa; Chordata; Actinopteri; Syngnathiformes; Syngnathidae
Gene: fam174b
Product: family with sequence similarity 174 member B
Exons: 3
Coding region: 286-714 (142 amino acids)
Source: RefSeq, a predicted model, not a curated record